UGCCGCGGGGCCGACGGGAAGCUGGCGGACUAUGUGCAUUUUUCCCUCAUUACCUCACAGGCGGGGAGGAGGCUGCCGGGAGCGCGGAGGACCUUCCCUCGGCCUCGCUCCAGUCCUCCAGCUCCCCUCGCUGCCGCCGGCCCCGGGAAGCGCGGCUCCCGGCGGGUCCUGCCCGCCCUCACGCCCGCCGGGCCCGCUUCUCCGGGGAGCCUCGCCAGGGCCCAUGGCUCCAUGAGGCGGCAGCCGGGGCAGGCGGCGGCGGCGGCGGGGCAGCAGCGGCGGCGGCGAUUGGGCUGAGGAGGGGAGAGGCGGAGCGCGCCCGGCCCGGGACGGGGCAGGAGGGUUCUGCAAGUGCUUCAGGCAGCAAGUUUUGAAGCAGGAUGGGAAAAAGACGCUGUGUUCCUCCCCUUGAGCCCAAGCUGGCAGCUGGCUGUUGUGGGGUAAAGAAGCCCAAGUUGUCCGGGAGCGGAACGCACAGUCAUGGGAAUCAGGCCACAACUGUACCAGGCUCCAGUUCAGGUCCUCUUCAGAACCACCAGCACACAGAUGGGAAUAAUGGAAGGGAGAACGUAUCUGACUUGACUUUGGGCCCAGGAAAUUCCCCAAUUACUCGAAUGAAUCCCACUUCAGGAGCUCUGAGCCCGCUUACUCGGCCCAAUGGAACUGCCAAUAGCACCAAGAACCUGGUGGUGACAGCGGAGAUGUGCUGCUACUGCUUCGAUGUACUCUACUGUCAUCUCUACGGUUUCCCUCAGCCACGACUUCCUCGAUUUACCAAUGACCCCUAUCCACUCUUUGUGACGUGGAAGACGGGGCGAGACAAGCGGCUUCGUGGCUGUAUUGGGACCUUUUCAGCCAUGAACCUUCACUCAGGACUCAGGGAAUACACAUUAACCAGUGCACUUAAGGACAGCCGAUUUCCACCCCUGACCCGCGAGGAGCUGCCCAAACUCUUCUGCUCUGUCUCCCUCCUCACUAACUUUGAGGAUGCCAGUGACUACUUGGACUGGGAGGUUGGGAUCCAUGGGAUCAGAAUAGAGUUCAUCAAUGAGAAAGGUGUCAAACGCACAGCCACGUAUUUACCUGAGGUUGCUAAGGAACAAGACUGGGAUCAGAUCCAGACCAUAGACUCCUUACUCAGGAAAGGUGGCUUUAAGGCUCCGAUUACCAAUGACUUUAGGAAAACGAUUAAACUCACCAGGUACCGCAGUGAGAAGGUGACAAUCAGUUACGCGGAAUACAUGGCCUCUCGUCAGCAUUGUUUCCAGAAUGGCACUCUUCAUGCCCCUCCCCUCUACAAUCAUUACUCCUGACACACGGCUGCAUGACCAGUCCCACCCCCCAGUUGCUGCCAAUGGCUACGACAUCAUCGGGGCAGACGCCUCUUCUUCCUGGUCCAGUUACUUCUAUUACUGCACCAUUUUAUGAUGCUAGCUUCCGUUGCCAAGUCUGCCUUCCAGCUGACCUGGGGGGAGGAUGAGAGCGUGACAGAACUUCAGGGGCCCAAGCCUUAUCUCAGCCUUCCCUCCAAGUGGGGAUUUAGUUGGAUUGGAGCUCCAUGCCUACGAACUGUCGUGAGGUGCAGAAGACCUCUAGGAGUGAAAGCGCCACUUCAGAGCGACCUGUUUGCGUUUGUUACCGACACUCUGGAAGCUUGAGUUGUUCCUUAUGGAAGCCCCCCAGAUCAAGUAGGAGCAUUCCCCUGGCAGCCUGGGCAACGGAGUCCAAUAAAACAUUUUUUAGGUUCUUUUUAAUUUUUUUUAACCUCUGGUAUCUGUUGUGUACCAAGAGCUGAUUGCUGUCCCCGCGCAUCACAGGUGGACGUUACAAUACAGAGAGGGUUGAACAGCUGGAUAGCACCCCAUCCUCACAGACAGAAAGCAUUUAAGAUGUGAAAAUCCUUUGGGUGGUAUUGCAGAUGAAUCUGUUAUUUAAGUAAGCCCUAGAAGGCUCUAAUUCUCAGAUCCCGCUGUAGAUGGAUUCCCUAGAACUCCCUUUGGUUUACAGUUCGCUGGGUUUUUUAGGUGGUGCUUUGUAAUGUAGCCUGCUAUGAAAUAGAAUGCAGUUUUGCCUGUAGGAGUGCAAAUUGUCAUGCUGUGUACAUGAAGGACAAGGUAACCUGAGUGUACCCUGGACAGUCUUUGCUGUUACUGCCCUGUUUUGUGUCAAGAAUUUUUAAGAGAGCUUGACUGGGGGUGGGGAGGGGUUGGCAGGGAAUAGACUGUAGUCAUACAAGGGAGACAAGUGACUAAAAUUUCUUUAGAAACUGUCUUGGGGACCUUCCUUUUCAUAGGACAGCCACUUUCUCUAGUGUGACUAUCAAUCUUGAGAUUUGUCAGUAUUCUGGUCUACGGUGGGCCUGCUGUAUGAAGCUGUGUAGUUUUGCUGGUCAUAUAUUGUACAGCUCUUUCGUUACCACAUCAAGGCAGUGAGUGGGGAAACCCUAAACUGUAUGACACUCACGUGCACUUUGUAUUUCUUCUCCUGUUAUUGACUGCAAGAAACACUGUGUUCUAAGAGGAAGAUGUGUUCUCCAGUUGUCUGGCAGUGUUGUUAAGGGGCACUCUGUCAAUGAAGUUACUGGAGUUCCAACAAUUCGGAAACAUUUCUGGAGGGUCAGCAAUGAUCAGGAAAGAAAAUACAAGUGUAUAACAGAGUGGUGGCUAUUUGGUCACACAUACCUUUAGAGUUUGCUUGUGUGUGGUAAUAAUGGCUUUUAAAAUUGGCUGCUGUUCUGAGCCUGAAAUUCACCCCUGGCGAGGCAGGGAAAAGGCUGGUAGGAAGCUCAGGACUGCGUGCUGCUGCUCUUUCUGGUCUUAGAGAAGAAAACAAGCCUGGGUGGUUUUGCUUCACGGUGGUGUCCCGUCCUCCUGCUGCCGGGGGGAGAGAGACGUGAGGGAAAGGAGGGAGCCCUGUUCUGGAUAACUGUGCAAUACUGACCCAGCUUUCCUCCUGUACUGGGUCGUUUUUAUAAAUUGCCGCUUUUCCCUUGCGAUGCUGUUGAAGAGCAAUUGAAGAUGAAGGGAUUGUUUUGCCAUUUCCUGCUGCUGAGAAUCAAUCGGUCUUGUUACGAACUCGAGGAGUUUGUAAUUACUCUCCCAGGUGCCCUGGAGUGAUGAGGGAGGACAGGGUCAGCUCUGGACAAUACCAUUCACCACCGUUCAGCUGUCAAACAGUACGAUACAUAGGGCUACACUCAUUACUGUUCAAGUGUUCUAUGUUAGAAUUUAAUUUCAUAAAGGUUUAAAAAGAGCAAAAAAAAUGGUGCUAAAACUUCACCCCUGAGCACGCUCAGUGAGACUGGUCAUGCAGGCAUACAGUGCCAGGCUUCUCAACUCUUCUUUUUCAAGCAUUUGCCCUGUUCUGCGUCUUCACCAGUGUACAGUGUUUUCCUGAUGUCAUUUUAUUGCAGUAGGGGAUGACGAAGGGGUGGAGUGGGGAAGGUCAGCUGUCCUUUCUAAAGAACAGAAUUUUCGGGUUGAGUGACAUGGUUGAAUAAGCUUGAGGUGGGCUGGGUGGUUUGGCACUGGGGAAGCCUUAUCCUCUCCCACUUCCAUUUCCCUGUUCAGUCUGGAUUAAAAAAACAGCAACAAAAAAGCCUCUAAAUACGUACUGUGUUCUUGUCUUGCUGCAGUGAGAAGAGAAGCUAGCAAAUCAGAACCACUGGUCUGCUGUGUUAGAAACAGGCCCUCUCAGCUUUAGUCCCAUAAGGGUCCAGCUAUGAAAUCAGUUGAAAAGUGUGUCGAUUUAGUGAAAUUAGCUCAGAAAAAUGUAUGACAAGGACAGGUGGUCUCGGGAAAUAAUCCCAUUUCUAGAUCAUUACGUGGCAGCUAUGCAUAAGGAUGAAAGGAGAGAACUAGAAACAAAAUGCAUUUUGAUUUGCCUCCAGAUGGAGGUAACAAAAAUCAGUGACUCAACAUUUUUUCUGUGGUUACUUUUUGGGGACAGCAGUUUAGAACUACUCCCUGUAAAGCAAUUGUCACCUGGUUUGAUGUGGAUUCAACUCAUCCUUAGAAGCAAGUGCCUUUUGGUCUAGAAGGGCUUAUUCUCAUGACAGCCACAGCUGAGAAAUAAUCUCACUGCAAGUACGAAUUGUCUUUGUUUUACAGCAAAUGCAGGAGAAUGUCUUUGAUCACUGGAGUCUGUCAGUGUUGGAACGUUUCCGCUGUGAGGUUCUUAAACUACUUCUUUUCAUGUUUAAUAGUCAAUCUCAACUGAGAUCACUUCAGUCUGGGAAGGUUUUAUGGUCAAAAUAUCACAUAUCUACAAUUUAUAAGAAAUAAAGACAAAUUCUGUAAGAAAUCUAAGAGAUCGUUUUAACCUUUGCACAGGAUAAUUUGUUUUCAUUGUACAUUAACCUACAUCUGCAAUCUUCACUGACUAUUAGUGCUGUUUUCUGUUUGUAUUCUGGAAACUACAUGUCAUUAUGUUUUGAGUUAUUUUGGGGUUAAUUUAUUUCCUUAAAGCAGGAGACCUCUUUUGACCUUCAGUGCAGAUGUCAGACCAAUUCUUUGUAUUACACUUGGUUGCCUCCUACCUAUAUAAUAACUUCUGAGUGUAAAUAAUGGAACUCUAUCCUCUAAUGAAGUAUUGUAGAGAAUAAAUCAUAAU
Lagopus muta (rock ptarmigan) is the source of this 4611-nucleotide messenger RNA. RefSeq names its product AMMECR1 like (gene AMMECR1L). The coding region runs from base 381 to 1313 and encodes 310 amino acids. The transcript is spliced from 7 exons. The record is from RefSeq and is a predicted model, not a curated record. Lineage: Eukaryota; Metazoa; Chordata; Aves; Galliformes; Phasianidae.